AAUAACACGACGUGAAAAUAAUGCAUACGCUAAACUGGAGUUUGUCACAGUGGUGAGAGCAAGCGCGGCUAAAGUGAUUAAGUUUAGGUUUAAUGUAUUAGGAAGUGGUUUAUAAGACUGCCGUACGACGGUUUGACUAGCUUCGUUCAGAUCAUGUGGUUUCCGAGAAAAUGUCUACGGAGACGCUUCCUUUGGAGCAAACUGGCGUUCUUCUGACAGUUCGUUUAAUUGAUCUAUACGGUCAGUGUGCAUUGGUAAAAUAUAAGGGUUAUUCGUGUAAGACUUUUGAUAAUGUCAUAUCCGGCAGCAAUUCCUCUUUGUUAUUUCUAACUGAGGCUGUCCUCAUAACACCAACAUGCAUAGUUUGAGACAUGCACUGGAAUCCACUUUUGUCUUUGCGUUGUGGGUGAACAUUGCUGACAUCUCAGCCUCUUCCUGUGUUGUCACUGUGGAUGUGAAGAGACCACUUAGAGAACUCAAACACUUCUGGAGAAGCUCUGGUUUCUGUCCCCCUCUCCCCCACACCCAGGCUCACCAGUAUGACCUGACCAGAGACCAGGAAUUGAACCUGGCUUAUGUGGGCUCAGUUCCCCAUGGAGGAAUCCAGCAGGUCAGGAUACACUGGAUGCUGGAGCUGGUCACAGCACAAGAUGUUCAGGGUGAACCACAGUAUGACUUCUCUAAACUGGACCAACUGAUAGAGCUCUUGUGGAUUAAUAGACUACGACCAGGUUUUGAACUGAUGGGCAGUGUCUCCAACUACUUUACUGACUUUGAAGACAAAAAACAAGUAGUCAAGUGGAGAGACCUGGUCUAUCUCAUUGCAAAGAGAUACAUUGACAAAUAUGGUUUGGGAAUUGUCUCACGCUGGAACUUUGAAACAUGGAAUGAGCCCAACAACCAUGAUUUUGACAAUGUCACCAUGUCUCUUCAAGGGUUCCUCAACUACUACGAUGCCUGUUCUGAGGGUCUGCGGGCAGCCAGCAGUGCUUUGAGGUUUGGUGGUCCGGGGGACUCUUGUCACUCUCCUCCACACUCGGCGUACUGCUGGGCCAUGCUUCAGCACUGCUAUAACGGCACCAACUUCUUCACUGGCGAGACGGGGGUCCGGCUCAACUAUAUUGCCCUGCACAAGAAGGGAGGAGGCUAUUCGCUUCCCAUCCUUGAGCAAGAGAUCCAGACAGUUAGGGAGAUCCAGGAGCGUUUUCCUCUCUAUCGCAGCCUCCCUGUUUACAAUGAUGAGGCUGAUCCGCUGGUGGGCUGGUCCAGACCACAGGUGUGGAGGGCUGAUGUCACCUAUGCUGCCAUGGUAGUCAAGGUGAUCACCCAGCACCAGGAUCUGCUGCUGGUGGGCAAAAACUACAACACCAUUAACUACACCCUCCUGAGCAAUGACAAUGCCUUCCUCAGCUACCAUCCAUACCCGUUCACCCAGCGUACCCUGACAGCCCGCUUCCAGGUCAACAACACCCAGCCCCCCCAUGUCCAGCUGAUCAGGAAACCUGUCCUCACCGUCAUGGGGCUCCUGGCUCUGCUAGGAGAAACACAGAUCCUGGCUCAGGUUUCAGACUCAACAGGGAGCAACAACAAAACUCUGGGGGUUCUUGCCAGCAGCCACAAACCCCUUUUACCAGGCACCUCAGACAGCUGGCAAGCAACUGUGUUGGUCUACAACAGUGAUGACAACCGAACCUCCACCAACACUGAUGACGUCACCGUCUCAAUCAAAGGACUGGCUGGACAAAAGGGUCUUGUGUACGUCAAAUAUUAUCUGGACAAUAAUGUGACCAACCCAUACCAGCUGUGGCAGAGUAUCAGCAGCCCCGACUACCCCUCAGCAGAGCAGUUCAGACGGCUCAGGAGCACUGAGGACCCACAGGUUGAUGGGCCCUGGCCCGUUCCCACCGGGGACACGCUAACGUUGAAAGCCAGGCUUCUUGUGCCUGCCGUCCUCCUCAUCCACAUCUGUGCCAAGCCUAAGGCUGUGCCAGACCAGGUGAAUGGACUGCGCUUCAUCAAGAUCACCAAAGGCCAGGUCCUGGUAGUCUGGUCAGAUAGCUGUACUAAUUCCAAAUGCAUUAAGUCAUUUGAAGUGGAUUUCUCAAAGGACAACAAGGAAUUCUGCCGAAUAAACACCCAGGAUACCAUUUUUACAUCUUAUGUCUACUCACCUGUAAACCAGGAAGUUGGUGGUUUCUACAGAGUUCGAGCUGUGGACUAUUGGGGGAGGCCUGGAGCAUACUCUCUGGUUGAGAGGUAUUCAGAAGACCACUAGCUAACCACUGGUUCAUAUUCUGCACCGUGGUUCAAAUCCUGACUAAGAUGAGUGUUGUGUUUUCAUGCAUUUCUUUGUACAGUGCAAAUACUUUUUUGCAAUGUGUAUGUCAGAAUCAUUUCCAUAGAUUUCACUUUGGGUUUCAUAAUACUUGAUGUUUCCUAAUUGGAAUAUACUGCAAUAUGCACUACUGUUUUUAUGAGUAAAUUUUUGGAAAUAUACUUAGCUUUCGUCUGAUCUUUGCACUAUAUUUUAAAAGGACACAAUUUUAUGAAAACAAUGGACAACUAGAACUUAAUUUAUAAAAUUUAUUGUCACCAACACAAAGUCAGACAUUGCAGAUGUUAACCAACAAAUUAGCAAAGGUGAGCUGUCGCCUAACUCAAACCUCUGUGUUUUACUGCAUUUGGCAUUCAUUUGCGUGCAUCCUUUUGGUGUGA
Molecule: messenger RNA, 2715 nt
Organism: Lampris incognitus (smalleye Pacific opah)
Lineage: Eukaryota; Metazoa; Chordata; Actinopteri; Lampriformes; Lampridae
Gene: idua
Product: alpha-L-iduronidase
Exons: 14
Coding region: 356-2275 (639 amino acids)
Biological process (GO): carbohydrate metabolic process
Molecular function (GO): L-iduronidase activity
Source: RefSeq, a predicted model, not a curated record